Molecule: messenger RNA, 1212 nt
Organism: Microthlaspi erraticum
Lineage: Eukaryota; Viridiplantae; Streptophyta; Magnoliopsida; Brassicales; Brassicaceae
Source: the annotation of a GenBank genome assembly
AUGAGAUGUGAAAACACAAUCCGCGCCAAACAAUUGGCCGCGGACGCGCAUAAAUUAUUUUUGGCCGAGCAAUUUCCAACCGGGCCGACCGUUGCGGUCGAGCCGGAAAGGAACAGGCCGCUAUCGGCCGGAUUUAUGUAUCGGAACAGACCGACCGUCGAUCCGGGAAACAAACGAUCGGCCUCGGCCAAAUUCUCUCGUCCGUUCGCAGAUUUGGCCGACCAAAUCGCUCGGCCGCAACAACAAUCCAUCGGCCAAAAUUUUCUCGGCCAAGCGCCCAACCGCGCAGUCCGGCUGGCCGAGGAACGAAUGUUCCGCGCUCGGCCAAAUCUCGUCCGUCCGUCUGAAGUCUCGGCCAAAGUCCAAAACCGUCGGCCGAUCACGCAAGUCACGACCCGGGAAACAUUGCCCGCGGUCGGCCACGCCACGCCACGACCGCGCACGACCAAACGCGCGAGCCGGGAAACGCCUCGCGGCCGCGCAACUCAUCUCGCGUACCACGGCCGAUGCAUCCGUCCGACCGGGAAACUACGUCCCGCGUCCGGCCGAGAUUUCAUCGGCCAAGUUCACCCGUCCGACCACGCGGCCGACCACGCAUCCGUCCGACCCCGACCGUUACCGAUUGUCCGGCCGAUCGUCCCGCACGACCGUCCCAACGCCGCGGAAGCAGAAAGCCGACUCGACGCCGCUGAAGUGGCGCGCGCUCAAGAAGAAGGAAGAGAUCCACCUCCUCCUCCUCCUAACCCUGCUGGAGAUGUGAAUGCACAACCCCAAGCUGGAGCACCUACAAUCGGAGACUAUGACUCUGCCGAUGCUUUCUUCAUGGAUAGAAACCCUAUCCAUCCACCACCACCUGCAAGGAAUGACUAUGAGAUCAAGCCUCAGAUCAUUGCAUUGGUUAGACAGAACCAAUUCAAUGGACUUCCAGCUGAGCACCCUCUUGAUCACAUAGAAAACUUUGAAGAAAUUUGCAGCACUACAAGAUCCAAUGGAGUCUCUGCUGACUACCUUAAGUGCAAGCUCUUUUCAUUCUCUCUUGGCGACAAAGCUUCAAGAUGGUUGAAGUCUCUGCCAGCUCACUCCAUCACCACUUGGGAUGAGUACAAGGCUGCAUUCAUCAACCACUUCUACACCAAACAGAGAUCAAUUUCUGUGAGAAACAAGAUCUCCACUUUCGCCAAGGCAACAAUGAGUCUUUCUAUGAGGCGCUAG